UCCACCCUCUUCUCUCAGGAUCUGCUUUCACUAGCAGCUUCCUGCAGAGGUCAGACACUGACUGUGAGGCUCUGCAGACUAGAGGGGAGGAACUGCCGAUGCUCAGGUGUGGAGGGACGACUGAGGAGCGUUUGCUGAACACAGGAGGAGGAGGAAGUUUCAGUUGAGGUGGAGACAAGGACAGGUUGAACGGGUUUCUCCCUUCACAAAAGCAGCUCUUACCUGCCUCCCAGUGUUGCAUUCCAGCGCAGAGAGAAGGAGGGCUCGUCUGUGUUCUUCAGUUUCAGCUCCAACAAGAAACUCAACAUGGCUGAGAAUGAGAACUUUUAUGGCAAAAACGGUGAGCCUCGGAAGUAUGAUCCCACUUUUAAGGGUCCGAUUGAGAAAAGGGGCUGCACGGACAUCGUCUGCUGCAUCCUCUUCAUCAUUUGUGUUUUGGCGUACAUCGCAGUGGGAAUUCUAGCAUGGUCCCAAGGUGACCCCAGGAAGGCCAUCUACCCCACAGACAGCCGAGGGCAGUUCUGCGGGCAGGCUGGAACCCCGCUGGAAAAGAAGCCUCUGGUGUUUUACUUCAACAUCCUUAAGUGUGCCAGUCCCAUGGUGCUGCUGGAGUUCCAGUGUCCGACCACUCAGAUGUGCGUGGAGAAAUGCCCAGAGAAGUACAUGACCUUACUCACUGCGUACAACAUCCCAAAGGAUUUUGAGUACUACAAAAACUUCUGCCAGGAGGGUGUGACCAAUUCAAUGGGAGUGGCAAAUAUCCUCAAGAACGGCCUCUGUCCAGCUGUGCUGAUUCCCAGCAAGUCCUUCACCAAAAGGUGCUUUCCUUCUCUGGGCCUGAAGAACGGCAAAGUAACUGUGGGAGGCCAGGAGCAGGUGAACGAUGGAGAAGGAAACACCAUCCCAGCUGAGGACCUUCUAUAUGGAGUCAAGAAUGCAACUGUGGUCAUCGAGGCCCGUCAGGUGGUGAUGAAAAUCUUCGAGGAUUAUACUCAGUCCUGGUACUGGAUCCUCAUAGGCUUGGCAAUAGCAAUGGUCGUCAGUUUGCUCUUCAUCGUCCUCCUGCGGUUCCUGGCAGCCAUCAUGGUCUGGAUCGUGGUUGCCUUGGUGAUUGUGGUGAUAGGAUAUGGUAUCUUCCACUGCUACAUGGAGUAUGCUAGCCUGAAGGGAGAGCCGGGCGCUAACGUCACUAUCCAGGAACUGGGCUUUCAGACCGACUUCGCCGUCUACCUGCAGCUCAGACAGACCUGGCUGGCCUUCAUGAUCAUCCUGGCUAUCGUAGAAGUCAUCAUCAUCCUCCUGCUCAUCUUCCUGAGGAAGAGGAUCCUCAUCGCCAUCGCUCUCAUCAAGGAAGCUAGCAGAGCCAUUGGUUAUGUGAUGUGCUCCUUGUUCUACCCACUGUUCACCUUCCUCCUGCUGGCCUUAGUCAUCGCCUAUUGGGCAGUGACUGCUGUGUUCCUGUCUACCUCCAAUCAACCCAUCUACAAAGUGUUCAAUGAGUCUGCGUGUGAAUACUCAAGACAAACGUGCAACCCGGCAAACUACUCUGAUUCUCCAGAGAAAAAGGCUUGUCCGGACUCCCAGUGCCUUUUUGCCUUCUAUGGCGGAGAGACGCCGUAUCACAAAUACCUGAUCGUCCUGCAGUUCUACAACGUCUUCCUCUUCUUUUGGUGUGCCAACUUCGUCAUCGCUCUGGGACAGAUGACCUUAGCUGGGGCCUUCGCCUCCUACUACUGGGCCUUCUCCAAGCCGGGUGACAUUCCUACCUUCCCCGUGUUUUCUUCUCUGGGGAGAUCUCUCAGGUAUCACACGGGGACUCUGGCGUUUGGUUCACUCAUCCUCUCCAUCGUUCAGCUCAUCAGGGUUCUGCUGGAAUACUUGGACCACAAACUUAAAGGAGCUCAGAACAAGUUUGCAAAGUUCCUGCUGUGCUGCCUGAAGUGCUGCUUUUGGUGUCUGGAGAAGAUCAUCAAGUUCCUGAACAGGAACGCCUACAUUAUGGUGGCAAUAUAUGGCAAAAACUUCUGCACAGCUGCCAAAGACGCCUUCUUCCUGCUCCUCAGGAACCUGCUUAGGGUUGCUGUCUUGGAUAAAGUGACAGAUUUCCUCCUAUUUCUGGGUAAACUGCUGGUGGUCGGGCUCGUAGGAGUCUUUGCCUUCUUUUUCUUCUCUGGGAGAGUGAAGGCCUUUGAGAACACAGCACCGAACCUGCACUACUACUGGGUUCCCAUCCUGACUGUGGUGAUCGGCUCGUACCUCAUUGCCAGCGGGUUCUUCAGCGUGUACUCCAUGUGUGUGGACACGCUCUUCCUCUGUUUCUGCGAAGACCUGGAACGCAAUGACGGCUCGCCCGCAAGGCCGUAUUACAUGUCGGCAAGUCUUGGCGAGGUUCUGUGGAAGGACAAAUCCGGAGACGCGGACUCUUCUCUGCAACACCCAAGCAGCUGGAGCCAGCCUGAAGAGGACCAGGCUUAACCGGAUUUUCCUCACCUUUUCCCACUUUUAGGAAACCACCAGUUUAGCAGAGCAGGUUUUAAUCCUUUAACCCUGUUGCCGGGGACGCUAAGACACAAACUUUUUUUAACAUACUGUAACUUUUCAACCGUUAACAUGAUAAUUCCAGUAGAUUUUGAAGGAGAAAAGCAGCUUUUCUCCUUCAAAAUCUACUGGAAUUAUCAUGUUGAAAAGUUGCAGUAAAUUACAGAACAUCAACACUAGAACUCCGGCGCUAAAGGGUUAAGGGGGAAAAUAACUGUUGUCUUGUUUUGGCAGAGAGGUGAGGUCUGACAUGUAAAGCAUAUUUAUUGGAAAAUUUAAAACAAUAAUCUCUUCUGUGCACGAAAAUACUAAAGUUUGUGUUUAAUAAUCCAGUUUAAAGGGCCUAUACCAUGCAAACAUCCACUUUUUUGAGCUGUUAAUUCCUCACAGGCACCAUUUUGAUCCAUUCAUGCAUCUCUGACCAUUCCUCUAAAACAGGGGUCCCCAGACUACGGCCCGCGGGCCGGAUCAGGCCCUCCUCCACAUUUGGUUCAGCCCCCCAAACACAUAGAAUGUGACUUUUUAUCCUAACCUUCCGCAGUCUGAAUUAUGAUGGGAAGGAUAGACUAAUUAUUGUUUUAUUUUAUUUUAUUUUUUACAUCUUUUAGUACUUUUUUCUGCGAAGAUUACAGAAAUUAAUGAUUUAAAAUUUGGCUGUGAUUGUUUCUUUUUCUGUCAGCCUAGAAGAAAACCCUGCACCCUAAAACCCUGCUCUCUGAGCACCAGCCCCUUCCAACCCACAAAAAUGAGUGGGUUCUCACCUUGUGAUGUCACAAAGCGAAGGACUGCCAGCUACGCCCCCAGAAUGACCCACUUUCUCAACGGAGCUAGCGGUGAUCGGCAAAACAAACAUUAAAGUUUUAAUUUAGUCUCAUUUCAAUUUUUUGCGGGUGAAAUGCAGACUUUCUGCUGAGGCCGGCUCUAGGAUGAUGUCAUAAAAUGGGUGGCACCCACAUGGAACAAAGGGCGGAGCCUCAGAGAUUAAAGUGUCUUUCUCCAGCUAAAUCGGCUCGCAAAAUAAUUCAUAUUUCAGUACACCCUCCUUAUUUAGUGUACCAAAAGGUAAUAUUGUAUCAUAUAUAUGUGUAGCAUGAUAUAGGCCCUUUAAAAUAACUACACUACGUAAGAUUCUAAUUCAAUCUCUAACUUACUCAUAAAUAUGCUUCUAUGCUCUAUAUUGUUUAGAUUUAAUCUGGAUUAAGCCUCAGCAAUGUUACCACUUCUGUAUUAUUGGGCUGGAUGGAGUUAUCUUUCAGGAUAAAUGUAAAAAUGCUGGAAUGUAUGAAGCUCCUAAAGAGGUAUCAAAGAAAAAAAAAAUCUAAAAAUUAAGGUUACUCCCUGGUACCCACCAGUUGUUAUCUGGUGUGCACCAGAUAACAAAA
Oryzias melastigma (Indian medaka) is the source of this 3920-nucleotide messenger RNA. RefSeq names its product choline transporter-like protein 2. Gene Ontology annotation, molecular function: choline transmembrane transporter activity. Gene Ontology annotation, biological process: choline transport; transmembrane transport. Gene Ontology annotation, cellular component: membrane. Lineage: Eukaryota; Metazoa; Chordata; Actinopteri; Beloniformes; Adrianichthyidae. The record is from RefSeq and is a predicted model, not a curated record. Bases 307 to 2475 code for a protein of 722 amino acids. The transcript is spliced from 22 exons.